AAAGAGGAUGGUGCUAUAAAAAGAUCUGAUCCUGUCAUAACAAAUAUCUGUUUCGAAAAUCAUCAAUUUUUUCAAUAAUUUCAACCUGGGACAUUUCAAACUAAUAUGUCCUCAAAAGAGUGUCGUAUUUGUCUGCGAUACGAGGAAAAUUGUGUUUCACUAUUUACUAAACGUCGUGGCACAAAAUUAGCGGAAAUCGUUCGAUUUUGCGCCAGAGUUGAGAUAUACGAAGACGAUGGAUUGCCGGGAGAUGUCUGUUCCAGAUGCGCAGACGAAGCCCUCAAUGCAUACUUGUUCGUAAACAAAUGUCGUCGUUCUGAUGCUGAGCUCCGGACGGCACAAGCGUUUUGCAGAGAAAGCAAUGAAGAUGAAGACUUUGGUGAACCAUCCUAUUGCUCGGCCGCAGAAAGCAUUAGACCAGAAUCGGAAGAGAAUAAGUAUGUUGUGCCAGAUAUCGAUCCCGUUCACCUUUUGGAAGCUGAAACCAAAAUACUGCCCUUGCCUAGUCCAACGGCAAUGGACGAUAUAGUGGAUGAAGCAAAAGAAUUGAAGACAUGUAAGACACAAGACGAACAACCCGAAAUAACUGAAGUGGAAUCAUUUGGCGAGAAAAUAGAUGUGGCUGAUUUGAAAAGUGAUGGAAAUGAGGAACCCGAGGUGGUGGAAGAAUUUCUAGUAGAAUACCUAGAAACUGAUUUCAGAAGCGAUGCACUAUGUGAAGCAAACGUUGAUGACGAUCAUGUUCUGGGAUUCGAACAAGAGGAAUUACAAGAAGAAAUAAACGAUCCAAGCACUUCCGACAGCUGCUCGAAUGCUCUUAUAUAUAAGUUUAUAUGCUGCGGAACACGUUGCAAGGCCGUUCUAGACUCGUAUCAAGAACUAGAAGAACACACCGUUCAAGUUCAUUUAGCCCACAGGGAAUCGGAUAGCAAGGAGAAACCGUACGAAUGUACUCGAUGUUAUGCGCGGUUUAAUUCAGAGAAGAGUUUAACAUUACACCGUCGAAAAUCGUCACAUUGUCCACUGUGCUUGCAGAUUUGCUUUUCUAACAAAGACAAACGGUUGCACAUGCACCAGGUACAUGGACACUCGAUUUCGGCAUCUUUGGUCCAAGUUUCAAUGAAAAUUUGCUGCGGCUGUCACGAAUCAUUUGAUAGUGAGGAGGAACUUCGUGCACAUAGUCAAGAGCAGCAUGCAAUACGCAAAAGUGCCGUUGACGAGACGCGACCGCUUCAGUGUGAUGUUUGCUACAAGCUCUUUCGGACAACGGAAAGUCUACGUAUUCAUCAAAGGUUCGUGUAUAGACCGAAAAAUUUUGUUUGUUCUAUGUGCAACCGAGCCUUCGACACCCGGUCCAAACUGAUCAGCCACGAGGUGGUACAUUCGGAGCAGCGAGAUUUCCAAUGCGACAAGUGUGACAAAUCGUUUAAGAAAGGGAUCGAUCUCAAAAGUCAUCAGCUGCUGCAUAACGAAAAACGAGAAGAGUGCACAGUUUGCGGCCUGCGGUUCCAUCGGAAGUCCAAUCUCAAAAUGCACAUGCGAAAGCACCAGGACACGUUUUUCUAUGCUUGCCCCGAUUGUCCGAAACAGUUCAAAAACAAUUCGCACCUCAAGGAGCACUAUAAGGUGCACUCGAAGCAGAAACCAUAUUCUUGCAGCUAUUGUGAGCGAAGUUUUGCGUAUUGCAGUGACAGGAAGCGACACGAAAUGAGUCACACCGGUAAUUAUCCGUUCGAGUGCCACUGUUCGAAGAAGUUUGCCCGCAAAACAACGUACGAUAAGCACACCGCUGUCUGUCAAGAGCGUGCAGAGUAACGUUAUUCUGGUUACAUUUCGGACAAAGAAGAUAGUAUUGAACUGAAUAAAUGACUGUUAAAUAACAGUAAAGUUAUCUAAGGUUCUA
This is a messenger RNA of Topomyia yanbarensis, 1903 nucleotides long. RefSeq names its product zinc finger protein ZFP2-like. The record is from RefSeq and is a predicted model, not a curated record. Gene Ontology annotation, cellular component: nucleus. Lineage: Eukaryota; Metazoa; Arthropoda; Insecta; Diptera; Culicidae. Gene Ontology annotation, biological process: regulation of DNA-templated transcription. Gene Ontology annotation, molecular function: DNA-binding transcription factor activity, RNA polymerase II-specific; zinc ion binding; RNA polymerase II cis-regulatory region sequence-specific DNA binding. Bases 106 to 1815 code for a protein of 569 amino acids. The transcript is spliced from 3 exons.